Aaosphaeria arxii CBS 175.79 is the source of this 1377-nucleotide messenger RNA. RefSeq lists its product as uncharacterized. Lineage: Eukaryota; Fungi; Ascomycota; Dothideomycetes; Pleosporales. The record is from RefSeq and is a predicted model, not a curated record. Bases 1 to 1377 code for a protein of 458 amino acids. The transcript has a single exon.
AUGGAAGGCCUCACUAUUGAACAAGAAUAUGCCCUUAGCCAUAGCCUCAAUCCAGUUCAAGAACAAGCCCUUCGUCAGGCGAGCAUCAUUCGUCCCUCCCAGGAACCUUCAAAACGGGAGGUAUCGUCAUUCUUCUUUAACCCACCAACGGGCAACAGCAAUUCUCCUCGAAACCCCACUUACUGCGCCUCAGUGCGCUUUUGCUCCUACAGUGACUCCAAACACAACCAAUGGUACGAAUUCCCUACGGCGUAUGAGAGUUCAGCGGCUCUCGAGCAUAUUGGAUUUACACCAGCUGCUGCCGAGGAGAUCUUCCAGAAUUACCUCGAGAGACCUUCCCCCAAUGAGAAUCCAGACUCUUUGCUCGACUACGCAUAUGGACACAUGGCCCGACCCAGGCUUCCCGACGAUCCCCGCCAAAUGAUGACUGUUUUUGGCAUCCGAACGGACAUUCAAGACGCAAUUCUUGACCCCGCUUUUGAGCAAAUCUUCGAGACUGAGACAUUAAAGUUCUGGAUCAGAGACACAUUGCGCAUCAACUACUGGACGCUGGAGAAGGUCCUAACAGAUCUGGUAGAUCAUGCAAAAUUACUACUGGCCACAAAGGAAGAUAAUGAUACUAAAGUCGAUGAUUCAAUUUCGUCCAAGCCGUCCGCUGAGUCUUCCAUCCCCACUCGCGGCGAAUAUCCAUGUGUUAGACGAUGGGCCGGUACUUUCCCACAAGAACAUGUUAGCAUCGACGACACAGUACAGCCUACGCCUCCCGGCUUUCAUGUCCUGUACAAAGGUAGAGCGCAUGAAGAGGAGCAUUAUCGGUCUUUCAUAUCCGAGACCGGCGAACUUGAUUUCAGUGUGAUUCGCAUCUGGGAAGGCGGAGACUUCAACCCUUGGGACGACGCUGUGUACUUUGCGACCGACCGGGAGACUGCUGAGAUGUAUCGUGGAUAUGCAGCCUUGAGAUGUAAACACUCGGAAACCAUGAUAAUCCGACUCUUGGUUCCUGAUACCUUCGUAGCAUCUCUAGACAAGGAAGAAAUCUUGUAUUCAGAAGAUUGGAAGACAUGUGUCUGGGCCGGCCGGAAGGGAUGCGACUCGUUGCCAUCAAAGUUUGAUGACUUCUACGACGCAGAGCUGGUAGUCGGACAUGUUUCCAAAGCCACGAGCGAGAUAUUCAACGAGAUGAAACUAGGAGAUGUUCAGGAGAGGGUCUCUGAGGGCCAUGUCUUGAUCAUCUCUUCUGGAAAAGCAGUUCAGUGGGCAUUCUUAGGCAAAGACGUAAGGAAGCGUUUGGGUGCAGAGGUUAAGGGACGGAUACACAUUGAUGUCUUUGCUCCCCGCCAAGUCGAAUGCACAGAAUUAGGUGAACCAGCAACUUAA